CAAAGCUGAGAGGUGGCAGCAUGCAGCUGAACUUCAGUGGCCUUCGGGCCCUGGUGACAGGAGCAGGGAAAGGGAUCGGGCGGGACACCGCAAAGGCCCUGCAUGGCUCUGGAGCCAGAGUGGUGGCCGUGAGCCGCACCCACGCGGACUUGGUUAGCCUUUCCACAGAGUGCCCUGGGAUGGAGAUCGUGUGUGUGGACCUGGGCGACUGGGAGGCCACGGAGCGGGCUCUGAGCAACGUGGGCCCUGUGGACCUGCUGGUGAAUAACGCUGCCGUGGCUCUGUCGCAGCCUUUCCUGGAAGUCACCAAGGAGGCCUUCGACAGGUCUAUCAACGUGAACCUGCGAUCUGUACUCCAGGUGUCCCAGAUCGUGGUCCGAGGCAUGUUGGCCCGUGGAGUGCCCGGCUCCAUCGUCAAUGUGUCCAGCAUGGUGUCCCAAGUCAUCUUUCCCAACCUGGCUACUUAUAGCUCCACCAAGGGCGCGAUAACCAUGCUGACCAAGGCCAUGGCCUUGGAGCUGGGGCCACACAAGAUCCGGGUGAACUCCGUGAACCCCACGGUGGUGCUGACGGCCAUGAGCCGGCAACUCUCCGACUCCCCCGAGGUCGCCGAGAAGCUGAAGGAGCGCCAUCCACUCAGGAAGUUUGCAG
Tupaia belangeri chinensis (Chinese tree shrew) is the source of this 651-nucleotide messenger RNA. Its product is annotated as carbonyl reductase [NADPH] 2. The record is from RefSeq and is a predicted model, not a curated record. Lineage: Eukaryota; Metazoa; Chordata; Mammalia; Scandentia; Tupaiidae. Gene Ontology annotation, molecular function: carbonyl reductase (NADPH) activity; L-xylulose reductase (NADPH) activity. Gene Ontology annotation, biological process: xylulose metabolic process; glucose metabolic process.